AUGGCACCUACAAUCACCUCAACCAUGACUUUCUUAAAGGAGAACCAGAGUCUGACCAACAAGUUGAGAAAGCCAGUGGUUGAAAAGAUGCGCAGAGACCGUAUCAACAACAGCAUUGAGCAACUCAAGUCCCUCCUCAGUGCAGAGUUCCUCAACCAGCAACCUGACUCCAAGUUGGAGAAGGCAGACAUUCUGGAGAUGACAGUUCUUCUUCUAAGACAAAAGCAGCAGCAGCAGCAGCAGCAGUCAGUGAGCAUUUCCUCUUCAGUGGCUGUCAAUCAAGGUUUCUCCAGAUGUGUCCAAGAGGCUGUGCAUUUCCUGUCCAGGACAGAAGUGAAGACACAGUCCCAGAGAGGACUGCUGAACCACCUCCAGAACCUGCAGUCAACACCUGAUAAUAAAAUGAGGGAAAAUGUUCCUCCUCAGCUGAACUCCCAAAUCUUUCACACCAUCAGGAAAGAGAAAAAAGUCCAGAGCUCAAUCUGGAGGCCCUGGUAA
Molecule: messenger RNA, 498 nt
Organism: Chanos chanos (milkfish)
Lineage: Eukaryota; Metazoa; Chordata; Actinopteri; Gonorynchiformes; Chanidae
Product: transcription factor HES-5-like
Exons: 2
Coding region: 1-498 (165 amino acids)
Biological process (GO): regulation of DNA-templated transcription
Molecular function (GO): DNA binding; protein dimerization activity
Source: RefSeq, a predicted model, not a curated record